AUGCCGAAUGAUAUAAGAAAACAAAUUCAGUUCUCGAAUUUGUCUUAUAAAACUACUGAACAAACAUUGCUGAGUUAUUUUUCUACUUACGGACCAAUUGAUCAAUUAGUUCUGCAUAAAGACGAUCAGGAUCAGUCAUUACGAAAAGGUUUUCUCAUUUAUCAAAAUGUUCAAUCAUCGAAUGACUUAAUGUCCAAACGGCCACAUUUAAUCGACAAGCGUCAAGUUUUUCUUCAACGUGCAAUGCCAACGAAUGUAUCCACGAGCCGUCAAUGUCUCUCGGAAACCUUAGGAAUCAAUCUCGCCGUUAACGAACUGUUCAUCAACCGUUUAUAUUCAGGAGAAACAAAGAACAUGUUUAUAAACUAUUUCCAACAAUUCGGAACGAUUACCGAUUGUCGAGUAUUGAACUCGCGUUCGCAAAAUCGAAAACAGAUGGGCUUUGCGUUUUUAAGAUUCGAUGAUUACGAUAGCAUUGAUCAAAUUAUUCUUUCAAGACCACAUCUAAUCAAUUCGAAAUACUAUCAUGUACGAAAAUCGAUCCCACGUGAAUAUAAUUACAUCAUUUCAUCGAUAAAACCAAUUAGUUUGAAUAAACCUCUAUGGCGUCAUUAUGCUUUCGGAUUGAUCAACAUGCGAACCCAAGAAAUCAUUUAUCCAACGCUAUCUACGCCUCAUAACCAGUACAACAAGCAAGAAGAGCCGGAGUCAAUUCGAAAGAGUCCAACGUCAGAAUUUGAAUUGCUUACAGCAAGCUCCUUGUCAAGUAGUAUAUCACUUGUCAAUUCAUCGAUCGAUGAUUUCACUCCAAUACAAUCUCCACUUUAUUCCACGGCAAUUGCGUAUUCACCUACGACGGAUAUUAUAUGA
This is a messenger RNA of Adineta ricciae, 870 nucleotides long. The record is from the annotation of a GenBank genome assembly. NCBI's taxonomy places the organism in Eukaryota, Metazoa, Rotifera, Eurotatoria, Adinetida, Adinetidae.